Molecule: messenger RNA, 1662 nt
Organism: Lithohypha guttulata
Lineage: Eukaryota; Fungi; Ascomycota; Eurotiomycetes; Chaetothyriales; Trichomeriaceae
Gene: DBP8
Product: putative RNA helicase
Exons: 1
Coding region: 1-1662 (553 amino acids)
Molecular function (GO): ATP binding; nucleic acid binding
Source: RefSeq, a predicted model, not a curated record
AUGCCUCUCAAACUGAGGUCUGAGUAUAUCACUGACUCAGAAACUUCCUCCUUCGAAGACGAGACAGUACAGCCUUCACCGAAGCGCAGGCGCAUAUCCAACGAUGAUGUGGAACACACCGAGGACAUAGCUACCGGUGGUUAUACAGCCCCAUCGAGGAUCAAAUCAGUGCAAGUGCCUAAGAAUACUGAAGAGUUGCUAGGGGCCAAUGAGACCGCUGACCAAGGAUUGUCUACUGGUCUAUCUGUGAAGACAACAACCACCGACUUCAAUGCCGUAAAUGUUGCGCCGUGGCUCGUACACUCCCUAAAGACGAUGCAGAUACAUCACCCGACAGAGAUUCAAAGAUCUUGUAUACCUGAGAUCUUGAAAGGAAGAGACUGCAUCGGAGGUUCAAGAACGGGUACGGGCAAGACAGUGGCAUUUGCGGUACCGAUACUGCAGAAGUGGUCUCAAGAUCCGCAUGGCAUAUACGCCGUCGUACUUACGCCGACAAGGGAGCUUGCCCUUCAGAUAUACGAGCAAUUUACUGCGCUCGGAGCUCCCCAAGCACUCAAGACUGUACUAGUGACUGGUGGCACGGACAUGCAAGCACAAGCCCAGGCACUAAGAAGAAGGCCGCAUGUGGUCAUAGCCACACCUGGCCGACUUGCAGACCAUAUAGAGACAUCGGGUGAAGAAACAGUCCGCGGCCUAAGAAGAGUGAAAGUUGUCGUAUUUGAUGAGGCUGAUCGACUGCUUUCAGCGUCAGCAGGCAUGCUACCAGAUAUUGGUACUUGCCUAUCUAGUUUGCCUCCAUCUAGUGAACGGCUGACAUUACUCUUCACGGCUACAGUUACUCCUGAGGUGCGGGCACUGAAGGACCAACCUCGACCGAAAGAUCGACCGCCACUCUUCGUAUCUGAGAUCAGAGACCAAACAGAUACCCCAAGCGCUAAUGGAACAGCUCUCGUCCCAAGUAAGCUGAAGCAGACCUACCUGCAAGUCCCACCACAACACAAGGAUGCAUUCGUCUACAUCCUCCUUUUACACCUCCUCACGGCAGACAGCCAAAAGUCAACCUCAACACCAAACCAAGUCAUCAUUUUCACCAAUCGCACCCAGACAGCAGAUAUGCUUCACCGUACGUUACACAAACUUCUCGCGAUUACCUACCAGUCCGCUGAUCCAUCCCACGCGUUAAUCAAUCACCUCAAACCAACAACCGUGACAUCCCUAAGCUCAGCACUUCCGCAAUCUCAACGCACUUCCAACCUCGCGUCUUUCCGCGCAAGUACAGCGCGAGCUUUGAUAUCUACAGAUCUCUCCUCCAGAGGUCUCGACAUACCAACAUGCACGCACGUCAUCAACUUCGACGUCCCUCGCGAUCCUGUUGAUUAUGUUCAUCGCGUUGGAAGAACGGCACGUGCUGGCCGCUCUGGUACUUCGGUCACUUUCGUCAGUCCUCGAGACGUGGAGCUAGUUUUGGCUGUUGAGGAUUACCUCGGAGAAAAGAUGAGUGAGUGGAAGAGCGAAGGCGAGGAGGUGGUUAAUGUUGAGACGAGGGUUGUGAGGGGUCGGACUCUGAAGGAUGUGGGUGAAUGUAGGAUGGAGGCGUUACGAGAGAUUGAGAGUGGCAAGGAUGUGAAGGGGUAUAGAGGCAAGAUAAGGAAAAAGAGGUAG